AUGAUGACCUCUAUGCGCCAGCUGGGCAAGAAUAGACACUAUAGAACGCAAUCUCCGGUCUCUGUGGGCUUCGACUUCGGAGACACUAUCCCUGAGUUGACGUUCCGGGCGACAGAUUGGCUCUUCGCUCACCUUCCAGCUUGUGCAGGCCACUCUCAGAUGGUGUGCCCCGGAGCCAUGCUGGUUGGAAAUAUGACUGAAAAGCAACUCAGUAAGCUUCGACGGACCAUUUUUGUCUUCCAGGCAGACGGGGUCCUGUUCUCGAGUAUUGAGGUUGUGCUUGCAGAUGAGCAUUUAGAUGUCUUGGGAUUCUGGCACCUAGAAAGCACUAGUGAUUUACUGGUUGUCUAUAAACAAGGGCUUGCACGCGUUUUUACCCUUAAAGGCUGGAGGCUACGAGAAUUGCGUCUCUUCAAGAACCCGAAGACACAGACGUCUGUUCUUGCGGCGAGCUUCGCCAAGGACUCCUUUAUUGCUCUGUUUAAUGAAGGCACUCUAGUGUUCUACGAGAACCUCGCUGGAGCCAUAUUUUCCUCCAAGCAACCGCGCUCCCGCUCCAUACGGCCGCCAAUCCUGUCAACCAUAUUUGCUGGCGGGGCCCCGCAAGCAAAUGAUGUAGCGUUUUUGCGCCUGGUCAAUGGCUCUGAAGAGUCUAUGGACACAAAGUUUGUUAUUCUAGCUACUACCCCUGAAAGCGACCCUGAUCCACGUUUGAUAUUCUUCCCUUUAAAUACACAAUCUAUUGAGUCGUAUUGUUACACUAGUUCAGAGCUUUGUAAAGCCGUUCAGCUGAGCCCCGGUUCCGUUCUCUUCACGAAUGCCGUAUUACACCACAGUUGCGACUGUGUUAUAGUGAUUGAUGAGUACUCAUUGUCUUUGGUCGUGAUUAACAUAUUGUCUCUGCGCAAGGACUUUGCCACAGGUGCCCCACGACUCCAGCUUUUCUUUUCGGUGCCAUCCGCUGGAGAAAGGUCCAUUCAGGUCAACCGAGCAGCAGGUCUUUCGGGGCUCCACAGCUCUGCUUUCCUCUGUUCUUUCUGUGAUAUUUUGCCUUGCUAUUAUGAUAACUAUGGCGGUGACGGUGAAAUACGCAUCAUAAUUCCGACCUCUGCUCGCGAUCCGAAGGAGGUUCGCCUGGAGAGCUUGGAAGCUUCCAGUGUAUUUUAUAUGGAAGGGUUAUUGAGUGGGUUGCUCUACAAACAAGAUGACCCCGAUGAAGCUGCCACAAUGCACUUUGUUCGACUUAACCAAGAUCUUUAUAAUAUUGAGACUAGCGCCGAGAACCACCCUGGGGCACUUUUAUAUCAAAUCUCUACGCAGCUACGCAAUGCCAAACAACAUGGUUCGAGCUAUGAUGUCAAGGAAGUCUCAUCAAACAUGUUACUCCAGAUUCUUGAGCCCCAAAUGAACGUGGCAGUCACAAGUGUCUUACAUGCUAUUUCAUCCAUCGAUGAUUGCAAGCAACAAAUGGAAUACUUGAGUGCAGCAGCUUUAGGGAAGCUCUUCCUCAAGGCAGACGAGUUCCUGAGCAUAACGGAGCAGUAUGAUGACACGCGUCGCCGUCUGCGUGUGCUUGGGGACUUCAAUCGACAUACUGUUGGUGGAGCGCUGCCUGCCGAAGACUUUUUCGGCAGAUAUGCGGUCCACACCUUAGUGGGAUACUACUCGUCCCGCGGAGAUCAUGAGCGUGCGCUACGGACUACUCUCUAUUUCUAUAAUAAUAGCGAGGAAGCCAUCAAUCUCACAUUUACCGUUCUCAUGCGCCUUGCGGUUGACUAUUUUCUCAAUCCUGCUUACUUAAAGCAAGACGAGAGGAACAUCAUUAAGGUGCUCGACAUCAAUCUGGGACGCUUCCCCACUGUGACCGGAAUCUAUAGAAAAUUGAUUGACUUUCUGGUCUCUUUAGAGUGUUAUCCGCGAAACGAACUGAUACUGACUCUGAUCGAUAAGGAGCCUGCGAUCUACGAUCGUAUAGCAUUACUCCUCACAACCAGGAACUAUAGAAAGGCAGCAGAGCUUUGCCUACAAUGUGGAGUUGCAAGCUCUUUGACACACCUCGGCUAUAUGCUCUGCAGAGACAAGGAUAUAGGGGGCUACGACAUGAAUGCAGCACUCACCGUAUUUCUUAGGAUGUUCUCGCAACAGCAAUCGCCUCAGGAUCACUCAAUUCAGACAAGCCUUUUCACCUGUCUCCUUCACAUGAUGAUCACAGUCCUGGAAGCAGAACGGAAUCUACCACAAUUGUCCACCUCUGAGCAGAGCACUGCCCUCACCCCUGCGUGGGUUAACUAUGAGUUCUUUAUUAAGCUAUCCAAGUCACUGUCGCUGGAAACGGAAACCACACUGGUAAUGCUUACAGCACUGUUCCACAGCUCUGCCUUUGGUGGUGACUGCAAUACUAUUAUAGAUGCUUUGCACACCCACGCCACUCCGCCACGCGCAUACCAAGUCACAUGCGACAAUCUAUUGCGUGCCAAGAGGUUUAUUACAUGCUUUAUGGAUGACGAUGUCGUGGAAGCUAAGGACAAAAGCAAGAAGUCUAAGGAGAGAGCGCGUGGUGGUGUAGAUCCAAAUAGCUCUAGCAGCCAACUAAAGUCCGUCACAGAGGUAAUGAAUGACACUGGAAGACAGAUUUUUAGGCAUUCUUUUGCUAUGCUUGCAGGUGAUGUUGGAAGCGACUCUGCGAGCAAAAGUACUAAAAAGUUUUCUAUUACUGAUCUUCCUAAAGCCAGAGAGCUCAAAAAGCACAUUACAGGUGACUUCAAGAAGGACGUCUCAGCCGAACUAGUGUAUUUGUCUGUCUGUGAGGGCUUUGUUAUGGCAGCGUCUAAAGAAAAUGCACAGUCACCUAUCAAUGUAAAGACUAUGAGGCUGCUUAUGGAUGCCUUGCACGAGUUCUGCACAUCAAUAAUUCCCAGUAAGGUUCUUGCUGUCAUUGCAUACCCUCUUCUUACCGUAAUAGAACAAACCCUUUCAACAGAAGUGCAUAUCACACAGUCUAAUAUCUACAGAGAGUUGUAUGGAUUGCUCGAUCCUGUCUCCAGAGCCAGGGCUGCAUUGCGGUCUGGCAAGGCAGAUGAGCUUGCUGCUGCGCUAGAGAGUGUUGGAUUAGCAGACAUGGAGCCCUUCAGCAUAGCCUCCAUGUCACUGUCAGCAGAGCUACAGGCAGUAAUAAUGAAGGCGCGCUCUCUUAAGUAG
Messenger RNA from Giardia duodenalis, 3198 nucleotides. RefSeq lists its product as uncharacterized. Gene Ontology annotation, biological process: intracellular protein transport; endosomal transport; vacuole fusion, non-autophagic. Gene Ontology annotation, molecular function: actin binding. Gene Ontology annotation, cellular component: endosome; HOPS complex; lysosomal membrane. The transcript has a single exon. Bases 1 to 3198 code for a protein of 1065 amino acids. The record is from RefSeq and is a predicted model, not a curated record. Lineage: Eukaryota; Fornicata; Diplomonadida; Hexamitidae.